AUAAAAUUAAAAUAGAGUAAUGUGGGGCUGGAUAGACUACUUCUGUGACUGUGGGAAAGAAGAAGACAUUCAAAUGGACUUUGAACCAAUUACUAGAACCAAAGAUCCUCUUGCUGGAGAUGACCCUGUAGAUGUUGAAAGUGAUGGAGAUGGAGAUCUUUAUGAUGACGAAGAUGCCCUAUUUGAGAAAAAGAUCAAGACUUAUCAAGAUGAUCCUGAGAUGGAGAUUGGCUUCCCAAAAGAUAAGCAGGAGUACGAAGCCACUCCUUGUCUAGAAGAAGUUCUUGAUGAAUACAAUAAAUAUACAAGAGGAAGAGCACUUAAGCCACUAAAGAAGGGAAUCGGUUUGAUGCUCCAUGGAGAUGCUGAUUUCUUUAACCAUUCUGAUGUUGAAGAGUAGGAUAAUUACAUUUAAAGAUCUUACAAACUUAA
Moneuplotes crassus is the source of this 432-nucleotide messenger RNA. The record is from the annotation of a GenBank genome assembly. NCBI's taxonomy places the organism in Eukaryota, Ciliophora, Spirotrichea, Euplotida, Euplotidae.